Porites lobata is the source of this 3627-nucleotide messenger RNA. NCBI's taxonomy places the organism in Eukaryota, Metazoa, Cnidaria, Anthozoa, Scleractinia, Poritidae. The record is from the annotation of a GenBank genome assembly.
AUGAAAGCUGCUAUUUCAACUGCUGUCCUCCUUCUAGCGAUUUCUCCGUUUGCAUUUGCGCAAAGUUACCUUCGCGCAAAACAAGAGUUCAUAAACCUACGAGAACAGUUAGGCACUAACAAGAUAAGCGACAUUCUGUUCCUGCUCGAUACCUCUGGUAGUGUGUCUAACUAUGGUUUUGAAGCUGAAAAGGAAUUCGUCAUAAACUUUCUGAGCACUAUAACUGUUAGCUUUGAAGAAGCCAGAGUAGAGGUCAUACCUUUUGGUAAUACAGCCAGCCUGUAUAUAGACGGAGUCUCCAAUCCCUCUUCGGACAAGGACAAGUGUGAUCUCAUUCAAAAGCUAAAACAGAUGCCUCACAGCUAUGGCUGGGCAACGAAUACCAAGGGUGCCUUUCAGCUCGCUUACGAUGUCUGUCUUGGAAAAUAUAGCGGCCAAAAAAGAGUCCCAUUGAAUAAAGUGAGGACGGUGGUUAUUCUCAUCACAGACGGAUAUUGGAAUUAUCCGUAUAACGAUCCCAGCCCCAUUCCCAUCGCCCAGAGUCUGCUUGCAGCAAAUGUAGAGGUCUUUGCAAUUGGUGUCGGAUACGUAAAUCUGCCAGCGCUUCAAAAGUUGGUUAAAGAUCCAGAAAAACAAGCAUUUCAUUUGCAAACCUUUACGCACCUUAAGGAACUGUCGGUCUACGUUAGAGGAGGUAAGUGAACAAAAUAUUUUAAUCAUAUUCAGACCUGGUGUCUUUUGAGGUCCCCCAGAAGUUUCAAAUUGAAUAACUUCAAAAUAGUUAAAGCUAUGGCUUUUCCCAAAUGUUGUCAGGUAAAAUUUAAUAUAGUAGUCGUUACGUGUACUUCAACAUUGACGCUACCAUGGCAACCGAGUUUUGACAACCAUAUUUGCCUUUUUUUAUGUAAAAACGUCUUAUUUCAAUUAUACAUUUCAUUUAAUUCAGUUUCGUAUUUAAUUUUUUAAUUUUUAAUUUUAAUUUUUAUUAUUUUUUUUAAAUUAUUCACCGCAAGCUCAGUUAAUAUUGUUGAAUAAUUAAUUAUUCAACAAUAUUAACUUCGCCUUCGGCGAAUAAUUGUUAAUUGUACUCCAGAUUUUUCAGUCAGUCUAAUUGGAGAAAAAAUAUGAAUCUAAAACGACCGAAUUGGCAGAUAUUUAGCUCAAUUUUCAAUACUGUUCAUUUCAAUUUAGAAUUUCAUUAUUGGAUUAUUUUUUGCCUCUUAAGGAUCCAUUUAUACAAAAAUCAAAUUUUCUCUUUUAAUUCUAUUUGACUACCUCAAUUCUCAGAUGUAAACCGCCAACACUCGACUGGGUUAAAUAUUACUUGUGGCGUUCCUUAGGAGUCAGGGAUAGUCCCUACAUUGUUAACCAUGAACAAGAAUAUUACCAUGGUACCAUUUACACAAUUCAUCUGGGUUGAAAUCUUGUGCAUAUACAUAAAACUGUAAAGUUUGACGCGAAGAGGAGAACGACUCGCUUCAAGGUAUAUCCAAAUCAGCUAAAAAAGGCCAAAAAGUGUGGAAAAACUGCAUCUCCUCAAAUCACAGCUCUUAUUUCUGAAGCUUGAUUUUCCAACCGGAAUUUCCAGUUUUCCCACGUAAAUGAUAUAAAGUACCUUUAGUCUCGUCACGCAAGGCUCCUUGGAAAGGAGCGUUGCGUGACGACACUGAGUUGGAGACUAGUUAGAUAAGAAGUAUAUUUUGGUUUUAUUUUUUCUAGACCCAAAGCGGACCUGGCAGCCUGUAGAGUCCCACAAAUGUAACAACAAUUGCAAACAAUUGGAAAAGUGCAUCUGUGACCUUCAAAACUAUGAUUACAAGUGCUUUUGCCUGGAAGGACGAUGCUAGAGUAAGUCUAUAUCAAAAGGUAACUUUGUAGGAAAUGCAGGGUACUAGGCGGAAUUACAAAAAUGGCAUCCCUGUGGCAACAUCCUUACGCUGAGAUAUAAGAGCAAGCACCAACAUCUUUACAAGUGCAAUUUACAAGUGUGGUUAUUAGUGAGAGUCUAAUAAAGCAAUAGCUACAGUUGUAAUUUUACCCUGCGAGCAGUUGGAAAGAGAAAGGGAGCUCAUUUUGAGCGAAUCGUUCUCCGACAUUUGCCGUAAUUACGGCGCAAGAAUUAACCUCGCAGGAUAGUAGUUGUGUCAAAAAUUUGUAGCUAAUCGUUAAUAGAAGCCAGGCCGAGCAAGGCUCGGUUACAUUUGAAUUUAGCGCAUGCUCAAUAGGGAGAGUCGAGGCGCCUGGCAGAGGUCCCUUCUUCUUUCCGACUUAUCUAGGAACAUCCAAGGACCUCUACUCACAGGGUAUUGUAAAUUACACUUGUAAUUUGGAAAUUUUCAAUGUUUUUCUUUGAAAUUGAGCAAAUUUUCUCAAUCCUAGUAGCCUAAAUCCCAUAUUCCGCGUAUAAACAGGCAUGACCAGUUCGCGUUCCUAUUUCACCCCCUCAGAACCCUAACCCUUUUUUCUUUGUUUUUAUUAUUCUAUAAUUCCGGUUGCCUUAAAAAAAUUUUUAAGAUCUUUCGUAGCCAACGAAAUGAAAUACCAAUUAGACCCACGAAGUUCUUUUUACUUGAUGCACUGGGAAAUGCACCGUACCUUAAUAUACUGUACAAUCCGUGUCGAUACAAGAUAUGCCCCAUAAACCAAUUCUUAUUCUCUUUAUAAGCCUAUUAGUCACCAUUAUCUUUUCUUGCAAUGACACAUAAAAAUACGAGUGGCCUGAUUCCGCAGUCGGUCAUUCGCUCGUAGAAGAGAGCUCUGACCACACUACUUCGGGCUGUCUCAGAAUUUCGAUGUUUUAUAGUAAUUAAAGUAAGUGUUUUAUAGUAAUAUUUGACGCUUUCCUGACUCAAUUCCUUUUUUCUUCACUAUUUCUACAGGGAUUUAAGGCAAGAAGUAAACGAAAUGCCAGACGACGUAAAGUAAAGUUUUAAACGAAAGUAAAAAAAGUUUGUGUUAGUCAAGAAGAUGCCUAAAAAUGAUAAAGCAAAUAUGGGCAAUACAUGGUAUAAUUAAAGUUAAAUUCAUACCCACAAAACAAGCGUUAUCAUUUGAGUCAUUCUAACUUAAUCGUACCUUCUGAACCAUGGCCACUGAAAUGCUUUAGUAACAAGUUUGCACGAUUGUGAAUACGUUUUCGACUUGUACAAGGGCAACCAUACCAAUGUAAGGCACUAUAGGUCUUGCAAAAUCACUUCCCGUAAUUCUGUUGAGCACUCGGGACCCUAUUCCUUGUAAAAACAAUCAUAUGCCUUUAUGUCAUCAUAAAGUGUGUGCAAAAUCUUUUCCAGCGAAAACCAAGUCCUCUACAUUGAUGCCAAUUAGCCUGCGUGGGGACGUCUCCUAAUUCCUUUGAGAAACACAGAAGACUGCUCACCGGCUACUUGCCAAUAAGCAGAUUGGAGCAAUUUUUUGUUGAGGCUGUAAGCGACGAAUUGUUCUUCUUAAAAAGAGUCAGUCAAUUUUCUAGCAAUGGUUUCAACAAUAAACAUACACUUCUUUCAGAUAUGAUAGGCAUGAUUUAGUGUUAAUAUCCAAAAAUGGCCCCCAUUUUCGAUUAUCAUCGAAUUUACUGAAUUUUCUUUUAUUCGUAGAAGACUAGUCGGUAAUUUCAGUCGUAAGGACUGA